Molecule: messenger RNA, 3090 nt
Organism: Podarcis raffonei (Aeolian wall lizard)
Lineage: Eukaryota; Metazoa; Chordata; Lepidosauria; Squamata; Lacertidae
Gene: NIPAL4
Product: NIPA like domain containing 4
Exons: 6
Coding region: 344-1552 (402 amino acids)
Biological process (GO): magnesium ion transport
Cellular component (GO): membrane
Molecular function (GO): magnesium ion transmembrane transporter activity
Source: RefSeq, a predicted model, not a curated record
UUCUCGCCCAGGGCAACUUCUCCGCUCGCCACAGGUUGGGGCGAGGCCAGCCGGUCGACUUCGAGUCUCUGACGAAGGGAGAAGAGCCAAGAGCGCGCAGAGGCCGUCCCAAUAAUUUGUUAGUCUUGAAGUUGCUCUUGCCAAACGAGACUCCUUGGAGUUUUCGCUCGCAGGGCUGCGCUGCCCCUCUGGGAACAGCGAGCGAGCGAAGAUCGGCGGCGGCGCGGAAGAAACGAUCGCACCCACAGCCUCCUUGGGUCCCGUCUCCGGCAGCCGCGUCCUCUUCGCGUCGCUUCUCCCGGGGAUGCGCUGAUCUCUGCUGAGCCUCGGCAGGAAAGAGCACAUGGAGCGACCGGAGCCGCUCUGGGUGAACAGUAGCUGCGCCAACGGUUCAUUAUUAGCUCUGACAUGCCUUUCCGGGCAGACAUUCUGUCAAGUUGUUGGGAAUGUCAGCUCAACAGUCUUACCCCACAAUAAUAUCACCUUAAACACAAACUGGAUGGUACAGAUAGAAGACAAAUAUGGCUUCUACAUUGGCUUGGCCUUGGCCAUCUUCUCCAGCUUCUUGAUUGGCAGCAGCGUCAUCCUUAAGAAAAAAGGACUGCUUCGGCUUGUGGAGACAGGAGGCACCAGGGCAGGGGAUGGAGGCCAUGGCUACCUUAGGGACUGGCUGUGGUGGGCUGGCUUGCUGACCAUGGGUGGAGGAGAAGCUGCCAACUUUGCCGCCUAUGCCUUUGCUCCUGCAACAAUUGUUACUCCACUCGGAGCCCUGAGCGUGCUCAUAAGUGCCAUUUUGUCCUCGUACCUGCUUGGAGAGCGGCUGAAUCUCCUGGGCAAACUCGGUUGCAUGCUGAGCAUUGUGGGUAGUACAGUUCUUGUGAUUCAUGCUCCAGAAGAAGAGGAGGUCACUACUCUGGACGAAAUGGCCUCUAAACUGAAAGAGCCAGGUUUCCUUGCUUAUGCCAGCAUUCUGUUGGCGGUCUGCCUGGUUCUGAUUUUCUUCCUCGCCCCACGUUACGGCCAGACCAACAUUCUCAUCUACCUCACCAUCUGUUCUGUGAUUGGAGCAUUCUCAGUAUCUUCAGUCAAAGGACUAGGCAUCGCCAUUAAGGGCUUUUUUGCUCACUGGCCUGUUCUGAAGGACCCACUCACCUGGAUUCUUGUCCUCACAUUGGUGGCCUCUAUCACCACCCAAAUCAACUACCUCAACAAAGCUCUGGACAUUUUCAACACCUCUAUGGUUUUCCCCAUCUACUACGUGCUGUUUACCACCAUUGUCAUCACCACUUCAGUCAUCCUCUUUAAGGAGUGGGUCACCAUGUCUGUGGUGGACAUCAUUGGGACGGUCUGUGGGUUCCUCACCAUUAUUUUAGGGGUCUUUUUACUCCAUGCCUUCAAAGAUAUGGACAUCAGUUUGAGGAACCUGCCACAAACCCUUCAAAACGCUGACGAGGCCCCAGCCGUCAAGGACGACAAGAACAUCCUGAUAGAGCUGGAUAAUCCAGAAAUCAAGGCUGACAACAAACCCAAAGUAUUCAUGAUCUACAGCUGAAACCUAAUAGCAACAAUCCUGCAGCUGCAGGAACUUGGAUUGAACUGUGUGUAGGUAAUACAGGCAUGUGCUAUAUUUUGCAUUAAUGGGUACGCAUACGCAUCUUCUGAGAAAUAGCAACCAAGUUGAAUACCGUGAACUAGCUCUCUCACGUUUUGUCUCAGUAACCUUUCCCCCCCAUCCUUUGGAAUUUCACCGCACACCCCAUACUCAGGAAUUGCCUUGACUGCUUUGACUGUGCCUGCCUCAGACAAGCAGGUUUUCAUUAAUCAUUUGGGGGUGGGGGUGGGGAUUGGUUCCAUCUGUGGUUGAAGUUGCUUCUUGGCCCCUUUGCAUGACGUUGUCUCCUCCAACGUGAUCUUCCCCUCAGAGGCUAUACUGAGGUGCUGUGAGGCCACAAAGAGCAUUCAGAUUUGAAGUCCAUGACCUGUGAAACUUCAGGGAAAGUUCUUGUGGCCUUUUUCAACCCUGAGUACUCAGUCCUCUACUGAAAGUGUUAACAGAAAAUAACUUAAGUCAUUCUUCUGAUGAGCCAAUUAGAUCAGAUAUAUCAAGCUAUGCUAGGACUCUUUCCCCAGACAACUAGCUUUCUGUUGUUGCCUGACAAUUCCUGAUGAAGGGGUGAUUGCACCAUCGUGCGAUUGCCUCAUCUGUACGCUAAAGAGGGAACAAUUUCACUGGGACAAUAUCUCAUGCGUCUUUCUAUCUAUGCAUACUACCUUUUAGUGCCUUUUUGGUCUUCCACUGUUAUUCUGCUUAAAAGUGGAUGGAGUUAACCCAUUAACCUAUUGCCCUGAUAGUGCGGCAACUGUCUUACAGUUCCAAUGUGUAUCAAGAGGACAAUUCUGAUAGUGGUCCCAUUUCUUGUACUAUAGUGCCUAUGUAAUAAUGUAUUAUGAAAAGGCAUAACAGCCAGUGCAAAAUUGUGAAAUACGCUUCAUCCCUUGUAAACUUCUGGUAAGACAAAAUGCUGUUUAUAUUUCUGUUAGCUUCUGCCAUUAUACCAAAGGGUCAGCCAUCUAACCAAGGGUGCUUGAGAACCUUUUGCCUUACAGUGUACAUACAACCAUAAGGAGAAUCAGUCAAGUGCAGUAUUCAUUCCUGUGGUGGUAAGAAUCUUGUCCAUGCGCCCAGUUUUUGGUUGCAGGAAGAUGAUGCAGUUCUCCUCGCCACAAGCAGCAUACUUCUCAUGCAACAUGCUUGGUUGCACAUUGGGUGCACUUGGGCUCAGUACCCAUGUUACUCUGACGACUUGACAGCUGCCAGGGAAACAUGAAAAGCCCUGGCCCACACCCAAGGAACCCAUGUUUAAAAGCUAGGGCUUUAAACAUGAUAGAUAUGAGAGACUGGUGUUGUGAUGUAAAUAUUAUUAGCCAAUAGCCCUCCAUGUUCAAAAGUGCCUUAAGUACCAGAAUGAUGGUGGUAUCUCAUGAGUUCUGUUUGGGGUACUGUGUUACGCCAUGAUUAAAGGGUGGGGGCAGCAUGCUAGUUAUGUUCUUAAUAAGAUUUGUAAGUGGCUAUAACCAUUAGUGUUUAUU